UGUGCCCGCACACAGCCUUGGGUGGUGCAGGAGAAGCAGCCCCGAGGCACCGCUGCUCCAUCCCUGCAUCCUCCCCCUCCUCUGCUCGGGGCUGGGCACCGCUCGUGGGAGGGAUUUCUGACCGGCAGCGGGGAAAGAGGCAUGUGAGGGAAAGGAGCUGGACCUGGGGAAGGCAGGGGGAAGUUUCCUGACUGCCCUGACCCGCAGGGAAGCUGCUCUGGUGCGUGUGUGUGUGUGUGUGUGUGCCGAGCUCCUCUCUCCCAUCUCCGGAGGAUGCGCUGAAGGAUCACCCUGCCUGCUUCGGGAAAAACCCCUGCGAGGUGCGAGUCUCCUGCCAGAAGAGCACCCCUCCUUCCUACUUUUUCCUUGCUGGAUUUCAAAGUGCCUCGGGAAGGGGAUGGCAGCUCCGGAGCAGCUCAGCCCGCUUGGGGCUGCUCUGCUGGGCACAACCCAGCUCCUGUGAGCCCCCAGCUCCUCCAGCUUUGUCAGGCGGCAAAUCCCAGGAGGAAAAGUCACUCCAGUGCGUUUCACCGCGAGCAGACGAGCAUGAGGAGCCGGGUUUGGCCCGGGGAAAAAUCCAGCUGCAACCUGCGCUGUGAUUUCCAGCGGAGUGAAGAAAGUGGCUGAGCAGAGAGGGAGGAAGCAUCCAGGAAGGAUAAAUCCGCUCUCCCCCCUGUGCUGCCAUAGCUUUGUGCUCUGCAAGGACAGACGGACACGGGAGCAGGAGACUCCCAGGAUUCCCGGGAUAACCGCUGGAAACACCUGGAGGGAGGGAGAGGAGCUGUGAUGGAGUUUCCUGCCGUGGCACUGUCACUCAUCGUGGCGCUGCGAAUGUCCCCGCUGGCUGCUGGCACCAAACUGCAGCCCCACAUGCCGAACGUGUGCGCGGAGCAGCAGCUGGCAGUGGUGGGGCUGCGGCAGCCGUGCGUGCAGGCGGCCCGGCUGUGGCAGCAGGACUGCGGGGGCCGCCGCUGGUGCGCGGGCCACGAGCGCAGGGUUGUGUAUUACACGGGCUACAGGCAGGUGUACCAGCUGAGGUCCCAGACCACCUACAGGUGCUGCCCAGGAUGGUCCCAGCUCGCAGGGGAUGCUGGCUGCCUGCACAAUGUUGACGAGUGCCAGGUGCACAACGGGGGCUGCCAGCACCGCUGUGUGAACACCCUGGGCUCCUUCUACUGCGAGUGCCAGCCCGGCUUCCGCCUGCACACGGAUGGCAGGACCUGCCUGGCUCUGAACUCGUGUGCUCUGAACAACGGAGGCUGCGAGCACGACUGUGUGCAGGUGACCCUGGCCCAGCACCGCUGCCAGUGCAGGCACAACCACCAGCUGCACCAGGAUGGCAAACGCUGCAUCUUGAGGAACCCGUGCUCUGACAGGAAUGGGGGCUGCAUGCAGCGCUGCCUCAACCACCGCGGCCGUGCCCGCUGCGAGUGCCACCCUGGCUACCUGCUGGCUCCUGAUGGCAAGAACUGUGAAGAUGUGAACGAGUGCCUGACAGGGCUGGCCAUGUGUGCACACCAGUGCCUCAACACCCGGGGCUCCUUCAAGUGCACCUGUAACCCGGGCUACGAGCUGGGCGCGGACGGCAGGCGCUGCUACCGGAUAGAAAUGGAGAUUGUGAACAGCUGUGAGACCAACAACGGGGGCUGUUCCCACGUGUGCCACCACACCAGCUCUGGCCCAGUCUGCACCUGUAACUUUGGCUUUAGGCUGGAAGAGGACCAGAAGUCGUGCACUGAUAUCAAUGAGUGUGACACGGGCUCUCACUGCUGUCAGCAGGACUGCUACAAUUACCCUGGGGGCUAUGAGUGCUCCUGCCAUGCUGGGUACAGGCUCAGCACCGAUGGCUGUGGCUGUGAUGAUGUGGAUGAGUGCUCUGCCAACAACGGUGGGUGUGAACACACGUGCCAGAACCUGCCAGGCUCCUUCCAGUGUGUCUGUGACAUUGGGCACAAGCUGGAUGAAGACAGAAGGAGCUGCAUCUCCCUCGAGGACACGGUGGAGGCCCUGGAUGGCCGGCGCCCCGUCAUCCGCCCCAUCCCUCACGUGGCCAUCCUGCGGGACGAGCUCACCCAGCUCUUCAGCCAUGACUACGAGGAAGAGGAGGAGGAGGAGCUGGAAGCGCGAGGGGAGCACACGCUGUCGGAGAAGUUCGUCUGCCUGGAGCACACCUUUGGCCCUGACUGCAGCCUGACCUGUGAUGACUGCCAGAAUGGAGCCACCUGCAGUGCUGAGGGCAGCGGCUGCAUCUGCAUGGCUGGCUGGACUGGUGUGCUCUGCAACCAGACUUGCCCAGCCGGCACCUUCGGCAUCAACUGCAGCCAGAGCUGCCGGUGCCAGAAUGGUGGCACCUGUGACCCUGCCAAUGGCAGCUGCCGCUGCCCGCCCGGCGUGGCUGGAGAGCUCUGCCAGGAUGGGUGCCCCAAGGGAUUUUACGGGAAGCACUGCAGGAAGAAGUGCAACUGUGCCAACCGCGGUCACUGCCAUCGCAUCUACGGCGCCUGCCUGUGCGAUCCUGGCUUGUACGGCCGCUUCUGCCACCUGGGCUGUGACCCUGGCUAUUAUGGAGAUGGCUGCAAGAAGAAGUGCAGCUGCUCUCCAGGAGUUCCCUGUGACCCUGUCACUGGCGAGUGUCACAAGGAGUGUCCCCCAGGCUACCAUGGUGAGCACUGUGACCAAGAGUGCCCUGAGGGGACAUUUGGGCCAGGCUGUCAGCAUUCCUGUGCCUGUGGAGAGGCGUCCUGUGACAGGAGCACGGGGCAGUGCCACUGCCCACCUGGCUGGACAGGACACGACUGUGCCCAAGCCUGCCCUGAGGGUCUCUGGGGGCCGGGCUGCCAGGAGAUCUGCCCUGACUGUGCCAACAAUGCCAGCUGUGACCACGCCACUGGAGCCUGUGUGUGCCCGCCUGGGUACACCGGGCAGCGCUGCCAGGAUGCCUGCCCCGAUGGAUUUUAUGGACUGGAGUGUCGGCAAGCCUGUGACUGCCUGAAUGGUGCCCACUGUGACCCUGUGACAGGACAGUGCCAGUGUCCCCCGGGCUGGACUGGUGCCCGCUGUGCCCAGGCCUGCCCAGAGAACAGCUACGGCCAGAACUGCAGCCACACCUGCCGGUGCUUCAACAACGCCACCUGCAGCCACAUCAGCGGCCGCUGCCUGUGCCCCGAGGGGUGGACAGGACCCUCGUGCCAGCAAGCCUGCCCAGUGGGGUUUUAUGGCAAGGACUGCCAGCAGCGCUGUCUCUGCCACAACGGUGGCACCUGUGACCCGGCCACGGGGAGCUGCACUUGUCCUGCAGGCUGGACGGGGCUGGCCUGUGAGCUGGUGUGUCCACCCGGCUGGUUCGGCCCUGCCUGCCAGCUGAGCUGCAGCUGUGCCAACGAGGGACAUUGCCAUCCUGUGACGGGGACUUGCAGCUGCCCACCCGGCUGGACAGGGCACCACUGCCAGCGAGCCUGUGACCUGGGGCGUUGGGGCCCUGACUGUGCCCACACCUGCAACUGCAGCAACGGUGACGGCAGCUGCAGCGCCGAGAGCGGGCNGGGCUGCAGGGCGAGCGCUGUCACACAGGUACCUCCAUCCUCUUCCUCGCCCUUCCCGAGGGCAUCCCAAGGGCCAGACACACAGAGCAGGGGCUGGAUUCUGUGGCUGGAUUCUGUGUCUCACACAGGCUGCAAGGAAGGGACGUAUGGAGAGGGGUGCCAGCAUCUCUGUGACUGCCCCAGCGAUGUCCCCUGUGACCCGGUGAGCGGGCGCUGCCUGUGCCCCCCGGGCAGAACCGGCCCCACCUGUGCUGCAGAGUGCCAGCCCACCCAGUUCGGCCCCGAGUGCAGCCUGGCAUGCCAGUGUGCCCCCAGCAGCUCCUACUGCAACGCCAGGAACGGGCAGUGCCAGUGCCUGCACGGCCACACGGGACCCACCUGCCGCGAAGCCAUGCAGUCCCUGCCACCCACCAGGCCACCACCACCAGCCCUGGAGGGGCUCCAGCCAGCAGAGGAGCCUGGGGGAACCAGCCCCGCUCCCCGUCNCUGCCUGUGCCAGCCCGGCUGGACCGGUGACAAGUGUGACACAGCUUGUCCAGAGGGGCUGUUUGGGGCACGCUGUGAGCAGCUCUGUGACUGUGGGGACAACGUCUCGUGCCACCACGUCACCGGUGCCUGUGACUGCCCCCGGGGCUGGAGGGGCCGGCGCUGUGAGAAAGCCUGCCUGCCAGGUUUCUUUGGGAAGGACUGUGCCAGCCGCUGUGGCUGUCCCCUGGGAGUGCCCUGUCACCACGUCACCGGCCAGUGCGGCUGCCCGCCAGGACUGACCGGCUCUGGAUGUGAAAAACCCUGCCUGCCUGGGACCUUUGGGGAGGGCUGUGCUCAGAUCUGCCAGUGCUCCGGAGCCACCCAGGAAUGUCACCCUGUCACCGGGGCCUGUGUCUGUCCCCCUGGCUUCCACGGUCCUGCCUGCCAGCUGGGUGAGUCCUGCUCUGCAUCCCCUGUGCUGUCUGGNUGCCUGGCCGGCUACACGGGCACCCACUGUGAGCAGAAGUGCCCAGAGGGGUGGUUUGGGCUGAGCUGUCGGCACCAGUGCCAGUGUGACAAUGGAGCCACCUGUGACCAUGUCAGUGGGGCCUGCACCUGCAGCCCAGGCUGGCGAGGAACCUUCUGUGAGCACGCCUGCCCCGAUGGAUUUUAUGGACUGGAGUGUCGGCAAGCCUGUGACUGCCUGAAUGGUGCCCACUGUGACCCUGUGACAGGACAGUGCCAGUGUCCCCCGGGCUGGACUGGUGCCCGCUGUGCCCAGGCCUGCCCAGAGAACAGCUACGGCCAGAACUGCAGCCACACCUGCCGGUGCUUCAACAACGCCACCUGCAGCCACAUCAGCGGCCGCUGCCUGUGCCCCGAGGGGUGGACAGGACCCUCGUGCCAGCAAG
Molecule: messenger RNA, 4921 nt
Organism: Zonotrichia albicollis (white-throated sparrow)
Lineage: Eukaryota; Metazoa; Chordata; Aves; Passeriformes; Passerellidae
Source: RefSeq, a predicted model, not a curated record